AUGCCAGAUCCUACCGGCAUAACAUGGGCUCCAGAUGUGAGGAGCGGUCCUGCACAAGACCAGAAUGCGGGACAGUCAGAGAGACAUGAUGACACAACUGCGGCAACACCGGUUGCGAGGCAGUUGUCGCGAGAGCAGGGCUACUUCGACUUGGAGCCUGUAGCCGCACAGACAGACGGUGCUUCUGCUGUAGCGCCCUCGUCGCCGAAAGGUACUUGCGAGAGCCGGACGCCCACGGGAACAUUCCCAGAACGCAUGUCAGAAGACCGAUCACGAGAUGGCCGCCCGCUUCGAAGAGAGCCGUCUCAUAGCAAAUCCGUCUCGGUCGAUGCGCUGCGGCUCAGUCCCAACGAACAGCGACCAGAGUAUCCCGAUCAGAGCUAUGUUUCGCUCAUGAAAGCACAUCUCGGUCGACCUCUGCAGCCAUUGCGAACUCGCUCGUCGCAUCCAGCACAGAACAUGAUCUACAAUGAUCUAGCUCGACGACAGCAUGGAGACAAACACCCUUCACUCGGUUCGGUGACGACAGGCAACACUCCAGCCGCAAGCCCAGGCCUGUUCUCACUCCCUGCUCGUGCGCCAUCGGCACCUCCAGAAGACAACUUGCACCAUCUGCAUCAGCCAAAGGUGACAUACAGUGCCGAGAUCGAUUAUGAUACGUACUCCGGCAAUAAGUUCAUCAACCACUACGAAAUGCUUUCCGAGCUCGGUCGUGGUGAGCACGGCAAGGUCAAGCUUGGUCGCAACAUAGAUACUGGCCUUCAGGUCGCUGUCAAGAUUGUGCCUCGCUACUCUCGUCAACGUAAGCUUGGCAAGCUCGGUGCUCCUGAAGAUCAGACCAAGAAAGAAGUGGCCAUUUUAAAGAAAGCUCGUCACCGAAACAUCGUCAGCUUGCUCGAGGUCAUCGAUGAUCCAACGAUCAAGAAGGUCUACCUUGUUCUGGAGUACGUCCAGAAUGGUGAGAUAUCAUGGUUCAAACGAGGUGUGCCAGAAAUUGUCGUCGCCAUGAAUGAGCGAUAUGCGGCGGAGAAGAAUGGCUCUCCUCUCGGCGCGGGGGAGCUCGAGAAGCAGCAGUUCACUGUCGCCCAACUUCGCCGCAGACUUGAAGCACUUGAGCGGACUAGAUCAAAGAACCGAGACAAUACUGGCGGAUGGAGUCUUGAAUUUGCUCAGUCGUAUGACGACGAGUCUGAGUAUCUAUCAGAUCUUUCGCGCUCGGCUUCUGGCGCUGGCAUCGACAAUGAUCCUCGUCGGGAAGCACCGCUCAAUGAAGCACUCGAUGGUAGCAUGUUCGGAUCCUACGCCAACGAACCUUUUCGCGAUCGCGCCUUCAGUCUUGCGGGUAUGAGCGCAUUCUCGCAUGCCUCGCAUAUGUCGUCUGAAUUUGAGCUUGAUAUCGAUGAGGACGAAAGCCGAGUACCUGCGCUAACUCUGGAUGAGAUCAAGAGGGCUUUCAGAGACACAUUACUGGGUCUGGAUUUCUUGCACAAGAUCGGCAUCAUUCAUCGAGAUAUCAAGCCUGCGAAUCUGCUUGUUGCAAAGGACGGCACGGUCAAGAUCUCCGACUUCGGUGUCUCAUAUCUUGGUCGUGCGAUCCAGCCCGACGAAGACACCAUUGCGGAGAAGGACGUGUCUGACUUGAGUGAUGAUGCGGAGCUGGUCCGAACUGUUGGCACGCCCAUGUUCUACGCGCCUGAGGUAUGCUAUACAGGCGAUGAGACCAUCUUCGGUGGUGUGCGACCGAAAAUCUCUGGCGCAGUCGAUCUAUGGGCGCUCGGCAUUUGCACUUAUGCCAUGGUCUAUGCACGCUUCCCAUUCUCGAGCGAAUCAGGCCAUAUGGGCCUCGCUGAGCAGAUCUGCAACGAAGAAGUAUUCUGUCCUAGCGAGCGAUUGGUGCCAGUCGACACGUCGAGCGAAAAGUUCAGUCUCGUUGCGCCUGCAUCGAUGAACAGCAACAAACGACUUGACUACGAGCUCAAAUUCGAGCCAGUUCCUGAGGCUUUGCGAGAUCUGAUUAUGAGACUUCUCAUCAAGGAUCCAGCAAAGCGCAUGACGAUCGAAGAGGCCAAGCAGCAUCCCUGGGUUGUUGAAAACAUGUCCGAUCCUUCUGGUUGGGCCGGCGAAGGUAUCAACGAGGAGGAGAAGUCUCGCAUCGUCAACCCCGACGAGAAAGCAAUCACCCAAGCUGUUGUCAAACGCAGCAUUGUUGAGCGAGUCGUGUCUAGCGCCACUCGUCUUGCAGGCAAUCUACUAGGUCGGAAAGAUUCCAAGAAGGACGAUCGGAAGCGCGCAUCAAGCACUGCAACAUCGGCCAGCAACUCAAGCGAGUCUGUAAACUCGCCAACUUCGAAUGCCAGUACGGUCGGGAAAAGUGCUCGAGAUGCACGACGGACUAGUUUGCGCGGCGACGAGAUCUUUGCGGCUGCGCUCAAGAAUUCUCGUGAGACUACUGAGCACCCUCUAGCGCAGAGCUUGACUGCUAGUCCCGACGAAAGACUUCCGAACACUCUUCAGCCAUCCAGACCGAAUGGACCAGACCGGACUACAUCUACCAUGACAGUCGAUUCUACUCGAACCAUUCGAGCUCCGCAGCCGCGGUCAGUCCCUCCACCGCUUCCAAUGUCUCAGCAUGAACUACCCGUCGAAUCCGAGACCGUCCCGCAGCAAAGCGCCGGUCUAAAGGUCCAAAUCGAGCAGUUCUUCGAAGGAGCCUUAGAGAGUGUAGCUCGGUUCGGCAAUCGCUCGCCAAGUGCAAGUCGUGCUUCUUCUAGUAGCGACAUGCACAGCGAUGCCAGUCAGUCGGUCACAAAAGCUUCCGUGACAGGCUCGAUUGCGACUCCAGAAGUGCUCCGCUCGCCCAUUGACUACAACGUGCAGCCACCAACUCGAGGUCUUUCCUUGGCUACAAGCGACUCUCGCCCGAAGAGACACAUGUCCAUACAUGCACCUGAGUCCGAUGCUGCAGCGUUCGAGCACGCUCAAGAACUCAAUCAGCGUCGAUACAUGCGAGAGCAAGCUGCACAGGCAGAAGCAGAUGCACACGCCAAGGACGAGUCCAAAUCGCCCACUAGCGACGAUUGCCCGCCGAGCCCUGAUGACAUCGCUUACAUGCAGAGAAAGGAUAUGCAGCCUAUGCCGUCGGCUAGCACCCUUGCGUCAUCAGGCGAUGAUCUAGCACAUAUCAGUCACAGCACCUCCAAUCCGUCCUUCGGCAUGGUCAGUAGCAGUGCAUCAUCGCCUCCUACCGACAGCUACUUCAACCUCAACAAAGAGGUUCCGGCCACUGCAGCCACCGUCUCAGAGGAUCCUGAGCUGAUGCGCACAGGAGAGACAGUCAUCGAGCGUGGUCGUGGGCGGGAAGCGGCGCCCAUGGGCAAGGGGUUGGAGCAGCGAGCAAUGGAUGACGACGACUACGACUACGACUCAAGUGAUGAAGACGACAUGAUGAUGAUGCCUGUCAAGACGCGCAAGCGCUGA
Messenger RNA from Cyphellophora attinorum, 3477 nucleotides. RefSeq names its product Serine/threonine-protein kinase ssp1. The record is from RefSeq and is a predicted model, not a curated record. The transcript has a single exon. Bases 1 to 3477 code for a protein of 1158 amino acids. Gene Ontology annotation, molecular function: protein kinase activity; ATP binding. Gene Ontology annotation, biological process: protein phosphorylation. Lineage: Eukaryota; Fungi; Ascomycota; Eurotiomycetes; Chaetothyriales; Cyphellophoraceae.